Molecule: messenger RNA, 1887 nt
Organism: Eimeria mitis
Lineage: Eukaryota; Apicomplexa; Conoidasida; Eucoccidiorida; Eimeriidae
Exons: 5
Coding region: 1-1887 (628 amino acids)
Source: RefSeq, a predicted model, not a curated record
AUGCAGCAACAGCGACAAGGGCUGGUUAGCUCGCAGGACAUCCCUUGCAGCACUAGGCAGACUGACGAGGCAGCAGCAGCAGCAGCAGCAGCAGCAGCAGCAGCAGCACAGGGCGGGGCUGUCUGCCGCCUCACAGCAGCUGCAGCGGCUGCAGCACCAUGGCAGCAGUCCUCUGAAGCGCAGGAGCGCCUGCAGCAGCAGCAACAGCAGCAGCUGCUGCUGCAACAGCAGCAACAGCCGAAGCAAGAACGGCUGCAGCAACACCUACUCCGGCAACAGCAGCAGCAGCAGCAACAGCAGCAGCAGCAGCAGCAGCAGCAGCAACAGCAGCAGCAGCAGCAGUACCAGUCGCAGCAGCAGCGGCAGCAGCAGCGGCAUCGGGCACAGCAGGAGCAGGUGCAGCACCAGCACCAGCACCAGCAGCAACAACAGCAGCGCCAGCAGCAGAAGCAGCAGUACCAGCAGCAGCAGCAGCAGCAGCAGCAGCAGCAGCAACAGCAGCAGCAGAUGCUACAGCGGGCGGCGCAGCACAGAGGUGAAGAGCUGCAGGAGGGGGGCAAGAGGGAAGCGAUGCGUGCAAUGGCUGCAGCAGCAGCUCCAGCUCCUGCUGCUGCUGCUGCUGCUGCUGCCCCUGUAUCAGCAUCGUUGGAAGGAGCAGCAGCAGCAGGGCGCAUGCAAGAAGCUGCCAAAGGAGACAGCAAUGCAGCAGCAGCAGCAGCAGCAGCAGCAGCAGCAGCAGCAGCAGGAGACAGCAAGGAUUCCUUGUCUUUAUGCUGCUUCCAUAAGACCCAUGGGCCGAGCAGCGAGUCGUCUGCAGCGCCAGCAGCAGCAAAAACAACAGCAGCAACAGCAGCAGCAGCAGCAGCAGCAGCAGCAGCAGCAGGGAUGGAAGACAGCAGCAGACAGCGGGAGUUUAUUAAACACAUGCUGAGGACCACCAACGUGCGGGCGCAGCUGUCUCUCCCUGGGUGGAGCGACUGGAGCGAUGCACUUGAAGAGGAAGCAGCAGCAGCAGCAGCAGCAACAGCAGCAGCAGCAGCAGCAGCAGCAGCAGCAGCAACGCCAGGAGCAGCAGCAGCAACAACGACAGCAGCAGCAGCAGCAGGAGGGACACUUGAGGAGAUCCUCCGGCUCUGCACCCAAACGCAGCAACCGGGGCAGCUCCCUAUCCCCCCCAUCUACCCCGAGGCUGCUGCUGCUGCUGCUGCUGCUGCUGCUGCUGCUGCAGGUGCUGCUGUACAGGCAGCAACAGCAGCAGCAGCAGCAGCAGAUGCUGCAGCACCUGCUGCUGCUGCUGCAGACGGAGAAGCACUCUCACAAAAGGAGAACACAGGAAGAGAUGCACUCUUUGCUGCUGCUGCUGCAGCCUGUCGGCAGCUGCUCGCAGCAUCCCCUCCUGUCGGCAGCUGCUCGCAGCAUCCCCUGCAGCAGCAGCAGCAGCACCAGCAGCAGCAGCAGCAGCAGCAGCAUCCAGAUCGGCUGCUGCUGCUCCUUCUGGUGGCACCCCCGUCUCCAACAGCAGAAGCGGGGCUGGGGGGAAUACCACCAAGGGGACAGCAGCAGCAGCAGCAGCAGCAGCAGCAGCGGGAGGUGCGAGCAGCAGCAGUCGACCCAGCCAGGCCCAAAGUUCAGCUUCGAGAGGAGCAUAUCCAGCAGCAGCUGCAGCACCAACUGCUGCUGCUGCUGCUGCUGCUCGGCUUAAGCGGGGCUGGGGGGAAUACCACCAAGGGGACAGCAGCAGCAGCAGCAGCAGCAGCAGCAGCAGCAGGGCACCCCCGUCUCCAACAGCAGAAGCGGGGCUGGGGGGAAUACCACCAAGGGGACAGCAGCAGCAGCACGAAGCAGCAACUGAAGAAGCAGCUGUUGCUAUCGCUUCUGCUGCCGUGA